AUGUCGCUACAAGGCGACGAGACCGCCUCCCGCCACACCUCCGUCUCCAAACGGCCUGGGUCAACCGUCUCACGCGCUCAGACACUCAUAAAACGCAACAUUGCCGCCAACGACCUCAAGCCGAGCGAUAUCCUCAUCGAGCGGUUUCAGGCAUGGAAACAUAUCGUCAAGAUGCUUAUCGCCUACUUUGAAGGCGUGGCAGAUAUCGAGAAUAACACUGCGCGUGAGCUGACCAAGCUCGGCGGGGUGAUCCAGGUGCCGUUUAAGGCGGGAAACCAGUUUCUCGGCGAGGGCGGCAUGCAGGAUGUCUUCUACUCCAUCCGUGACAAGACCCGACUCAAUGCGGACCACCAUGCGAAUUUUGCAAAGACGGUAGAAGGGUCGAUCGUACAACAUUUACAGAAGCUCAGGAUGGAGAUAAAGGCACAUGUCAAGAAUGUGCAGAAUGACACGGGGAAGCUGGCGGCGAACGUUGCGCGGGAACGCGAGUUCUCGACAAGGGCGAUCACCGAUCUGUCAAAGGCUAUCAACACGGCCAAGAAUUCGCCCAUGGGUGUACUAGCUAGGGAUGACCCCUACUGUGCGAACGUGUUGGUCCACAGGCAGCUGUUAAAACAGGUGCAUGAGGAGAACGCCCUUCAAAAAUCGAUCAUCCUGAUGCAGCACAACUCUGCCAACUUCGAAGAGGGCAUCGUUCGCUCGAUCCAGUCUGCCUGGCAAACAUUUGACGAAUGGCAAACGCGCAUGAUCACCGAUGUACAAGAAACUUGGCGUGCUCUGGCCAUGGCCAUGGGUGGUGUACCCCCGACAAGGGAAUGGGUCGCGUUCGCUGGUCGAUCUGACCAUCUCCUCGAUCCAGAUACACCUCUCCGCAACACCGAGCACAUUGAAUAUCCAGGAAGGGAUGAUCCGAGUGUCACGCCUGUACACGUGGGUCUCCUCGAGCGGAAGAAACGUUUCACGCGUACCUAUGCCGAAACCUACUUCGUUCUCACACCCGCUGGUUACUUACACGAGUACCCAUCCUCCGAUCCUCGCACUCACUAUUGGCCAACGUUCAGCCUCUUCCUUCCUGCAUGCACUCUCGGUCCUCCCUCAAGUGCGCGCACGGACAGGAGUCAUAAGUUCCACAUCGAGAGCCGCAAGGACAGCGUCCCCGGAGCAGGCAGGUUCCACAUCGGCUCCAAGGAGAUCGCAUAUACCUUCCGUGCACGCAGUCACGAAGACAUGAUGGAGUGGUGGAACGACAUCCGCAUGCUCGUUGCGCGCUACCUCGUCGCCAGUGAGGCCAUCGAGCGGCACGGCCCGAUCGAGGCUGCUGUACGUGCUGCUGGCUACAUGAGCGAGGAGGAAGAAGAGGGCGGCUCAUCCAUAGAAGAUGAGGAAGACAUCGACCAGGAUCAGUAUGACGCCGGACAGGACGGUACCGUCGCAAUCCCGUACGGGCACGAGGAAGACAACGUCGGUGUUGCCCCGGAGACCGAGCGUCAGUCCGAGGCACCCGCAUACACCGCGCCUGCCAAGCAGAUGGCGGUCACUAUGGGUCCUAACGGAUACCCUGUGCGUGAAAAAUCCAAGCCUGAGAUGUAUUGA
Messenger RNA from Dacryopinax primogenitus, 1593 nucleotides. RefSeq names its product cytoplasm protein. NCBI's taxonomy places the organism in Eukaryota, Fungi, Basidiomycota, Dacrymycetes, Dacrymycetales, Dacrymycetaceae. The transcript has 2 exons. Bases 1 to 1593 code for a protein of 530 amino acids. The record is from RefSeq and is a predicted model, not a curated record.